Vicia villosa (hairy vetch) is the source of this 1072-nucleotide messenger RNA. RefSeq names its product chitinase 2-like. NCBI's taxonomy places the organism in Eukaryota, Viridiplantae, Streptophyta, Magnoliopsida, Fabales, Fabaceae. Bases 35 to 868 code for a protein of 277 amino acids. Gene Ontology annotation, biological process: carbohydrate metabolic process. The record is from RefSeq and is a predicted model, not a curated record. The transcript has a single exon.
CACAAAAACAAAUUAAUCUCCUUCUCAUUUCAAAAUGCCUAAACUUAUCUUUAGGGAAUAUUCAACUGAUUUUCCAAUUGAGAUUAUCCGUCCCGGAAUAGAAUUCCACUUAAUUUUGGGCUUUGCAAGUGAGGAGUAUAACGAAGAUGGGAAAGGCAACGGAAAUUUUAUAGAAACUUGGGAUUUGGAAUACUUAGGCCCAGAUAAAGUGAAAGAUUUCAAGAAAAAUAAUCCAAAUGUAAAGGUGGUAAUAAGCUUGGGAGGUCGUGAUGUAGAAACUCCAUUCUAUCCUGCUGAGGAAACUGUAUGGACUAGGCAGGCUGUAAAAUCACUCAAAGUGCUCAUCGGAAAAUACAACAAUGAAAGCGGCAGUAUAAUUGAUGGCAUUGACAUUAAUUAUGAUACUAUCAAAACUAGUAAUGAGCUAUUUGUUAACUGCAUAGGCCAAGUUAUAACAAUACUCAAGAAUGACGCUAACCUAAAUAUUAAUGUGGUGUCCAUUGCUCCAUCCGAGAAAAACGAAUUCCUCUACCGCGAUUUGUAUCAGGCAAACAAAGCCAAUAUCAACUGGGUUGACUACCAAUUCAACAAACAAGAAAAAACUGUAUCCACAGUUAAGGACUUUGCAGUGAUCUAUAACAAUCUAAUAAAAGACUAUCCUCCUAACAAAGUUCUUCCGGGAACAAGCACGGACCCUAACAAUAAUAAGAUACCGUGGGAGAUUUUUAUUGCUGGCUGCAUACAACUCAGAAAUCAUUCAAAACUCCUUGGUAUUUUUAUUUGGAAGGCUAAAGGAUUUCCAAUCCCCCCAAUCCCCCCUUAUCAUGAUUCCUUGGAGAAUAGCUUGAUAAAAAUCCUCACUGAAUAAGCUGAUGAAUUACUAGCUAUAUCUAUCUAGUAAAAACUCUUUCAUAAUUAGGGUCAAGUUAUAACUAUCACAGUAUAUUUUAAAUAAGACCCAAGUGUGCUACUUCACUUUGUAUUUUAUUUCAUGUGUGUUUCUUGUAUUAUCUUGUAAGUGUGGAGAAUAAUUUCUCUUGUAUAAUUAUGUGUGCCUGUCAUACGACUUAAU